AAAUAAAUAAAAAAAUAAAAAUCUAAGAAGACAAGACAAACUAGAAAACUACGUUUAACAAAACCAGUGCUGAAAUUCAAUGAUAUUUGUAAAGAAUUUGACUUUACAAAACAAAACUGACAAUCUAAUUAACUACCCACGGAAAUUUGUAAGUGCAAGGCAUCUAUUCCAUGGUCCAUGCCAUUUAGAUUAUCCCUGCAUCACACAUCCUCGGCUAUGGCGGCAUGUCAAUACACUAAACGUAUUCAUCUACUUCCUUAUUUGGAGAUAACCAUAAUAAUUUUGUCUUUCAUAAUUCCACAGGCAUCUCUAUUAGACUUCAGCUAUCAGCAAUUUCUCAACAAGUAUGAUACCUUAAAUUUUGAAGGAGAUGUUUAUCAUGACAAGGGAUUCCUCCAACUCACCAAGUAUGAGAAAGACAGUGUUGGCAGAGUCACAUAUUACAAACAGCUUCAUCUUUGGGAUAAGGAAUCAAGAAAACUCACAGACUUCACUUCCAAUUUCUCCUUCAUUAUCAAUGCACCAAACAAAACCAGCCUUGGAGAUGGCAUCACAUUCUUCCUUGCCAGCCCCAACUUUCCACUUCCUGUCCCACCAGAUGGAACUGGUAUUGGCCUUGUGAGCCGUCAACAAAUGCAAGAUCCAAAUUACCCUAAUCAGCAUCCAUUUGUAGCAGUGGAGUUUGACACCUUUUGGAAUAAAUUUGAUCCUCAAUAUGACCAUGUAGGUGUCGAUAUUAAAACCGUGAGAAGUCCUUUCACUGCAGAAUGGUUUAGUAUUAAGGAUGGUAGAGUAUAUGAUGCCCAAAUUAGCUAUAAUUCUUCUUCACACAAUUUAAGUGUUAUCUUCACAGGAUAUAAGGGUAAUAUCUCAGUCAAGCAAGACUACUAUCACGUAGUUGACUUGAGACAGGUUCUACCGGAUUGGGUUGAGUUUGGCUUCUCUUCAGCAACAGGAUUGUUAUAUGAAAUACAUACACUUUGCUCAUGGUCUUUUAGUUCGAAUUUGGACUUGGAAGUGCAUAAGGAUGAAAGCAAGAAGAGGCUGGUGAUUGGGCUGUGUAUUGGUUCAGCUGUUUUAAUUGUUGGUUUGGGAUUAGCUUGGCUUAUGAUGUUGAAAAUGAGAAGAGGCAAGGAAGAUGGCGUGGAACUUACUAUGGACGAUGAUUUUGAAAGGGGGACUGGACCUAAGAAAUUUUCCUAUGAUGAACUUGUUAGAGCAACUAACAACUUUGCAGAGGAACAGAAGCUCGGACAAGGAGGUUUUGGUGGAGUCUACAAAGGAUUUAUAAGAGAGUUAGAUGACUAUGUUGCAGUUAAAAGGGUUUCACGGGGAUCUAGACAGGGUGUGAAAGAGUAUGCAUCUGAAGUUAAGAUCAUUAGUCAACUUAGGCACAGGAAUUUGGUGCAGCUCCUUGGAUGGUGCCACAAGAAAAAUGAUCUUCUACUUGUCUAUGAGUUCAUGUCAAAUGGAAGCCUAGAUUCCCAUCUUUUUGGAGGCAAAAAUCUCCUAACAUGGGCAGCAAGGUAUCACAUUGCUGCAGGCCUAGCAUCAGCAUUAUUGUACCUACAUGAAGAAUGGGAGCAAUGUGUGAUUCAUAGGGACAUCAAAUCAAGUAAUGUUAUGUUGGAUUCAAAUUUCAAUACAAAGCUUGGAGACUUUGGAUUAGCCAGGCUGGUAGAUCAUGAGAAAGGGUCACAAACAACAAUUUUAGCUGGAACAUUAGGAUAUAUGGCCCCUGAAUCUGCUACAAGAGGCAAAGCUAGUAGAGAAUCCGAUGUAUACAGUUUUGGUGUUGUUGCUUUGGAGAUAGCCUGUGGAAGAAAACCAAUUGAACUAAAAGCCAGGGAAGAACAAAUCCUUAUGGUGGAAUGGGUUUGGGAACUCUAUGGCAUGGGUAAUCUACUAGAAGCAGCUGAUCCAAGAUUGUGUGGGGACUUUGACGAGCAAGAAAUGGAAAGGUUAAUGAUAGUUGGCCUAUGGUGUGCACACCCAGAUUUUAUUUUGAGGCCUACAAUUAGGCAAGCAGUACAUGUUCUUAACUUUGAAGCUCCAUUGCCUAAUCUCCCAUCAAAGAUGCCCAAACCCACCUUCAUUGUUCCUUCUAUUACUGCUCCUGCAUCUUCAAGCACCCCAUCAUCUAAUGUUAAUGCUAUUGAACUUACUCGAACCGACCCUUUAUCUAGUAGCUCCAACACUUGCUUUUCACAAUCCAACACAUCUGCAGCACUUUUGCACACAUAUUAAGUUGAUAUAUAUGUAAUUUGUUUUUUAACUUGUA
Messenger RNA from Gastrolobium bilobum, 2281 nucleotides. RefSeq names its product L-type lectin-domain containing receptor kinase IX.1-like. The transcript has a single exon. Gene Ontology annotation, biological process: protein phosphorylation. Gene Ontology annotation, cellular component: plasma membrane. Bases 178 to 2247 code for a protein of 689 amino acids. The record is from RefSeq and is a predicted model, not a curated record. NCBI's taxonomy places the organism in Eukaryota, Viridiplantae, Streptophyta, Magnoliopsida, Fabales, Fabaceae. Gene Ontology annotation, molecular function: ATP binding; carbohydrate binding; protein kinase activity.